Racocetra persica is the source of this 326-nucleotide messenger RNA. The record is from the annotation of a GenBank genome assembly. Lineage: Eukaryota; Fungi; Glomeromycota; Glomeromycetes; Diversisporales; Gigasporaceae.
UGGAGGUCAGAAGGGUUCGGCAUCACAAGAUCGAAGAUUCUGCUUUGAAGUUUAUAUGUGGUGCUAAACAAACUAGCUAUGUUCUUCAAGCUGAAACCAAAGCUGAGCUUAAAGAUUGGAUUACUGCUUUUGAAUCACGCUUUCCGCUUAACAAAAACCUUGCAACAUCCGCCGUUGCAGCUAGGUCAGAAGAUGAACAAAAUCCACCUACUACUGAUGAAAAACAACGCAAUGAUGAUGCAGCAUUAAAAUCUAGUGAAGGUUCCCGACCGGAUGCAUCAGUACAAAAUCAUCCAAUCCUCCCGCAACAUUAUCUUCUACUUCCA